AUGAUGACAACCUUGCUGCUGGGAGCCGGACUCGGGUCUGGCGUCGCCUACCGACCGAAGUGGGCGGCUAUAUAUGACGGCAGCCCCGGUAGCUUGUUGAUGGCGGUGGUCUCCAACAAUGCCCCUGGCUCUUAUUCCAUGGCAAUGAACUUUCAGAUGCUCGGAGACAUGUGGCGAAAGAUCCCUCGACCUGUCUUCACCAUACUUUCGACCAUCACAUACGCAGCCUGUGCCAUCGGGGGCCGCAAUUCGUUGUAUGAGAUUUUCAAGAACUUUUUACCACUUAUCGGCUACUGGGUCAUUAUCUGGUUUGCCAUUGUGGUCGAGGAAGACCUGCUCUUCAAUCGAGGCACCGGUUAUGACUGGUCCAUUUGGAAUGUUCGGCAGAAACUUCCGGUUGGAAUGGCUGCCAGCGCGGCUUUCCUCAUCGGCUGGGUGGGAGCCAUUGUGGGGAUGGACCAAGCCUAUUAUACCGGACCCAUUGCCCAAGCGAUCGAGGGAGGUUGCGAUCUAGGCAUCUGGCUUGGAUUUGGAUUCACAGCCCUUGCUUUUCCACCCCUGAGAUUAUUGGAAAUGAAGAUCAUUGGCCGUUAA
Molecule: messenger RNA, 594 nt
Organism: Aspergillus melleus
Lineage: Eukaryota; Fungi; Ascomycota; Eurotiomycetes; Eurotiales; Aspergillaceae
Product: Vitamin B6 transporter
Exons: 3
Coding region: 1-594 (197 amino acids)
Biological process (GO): transmembrane transport
Cellular component (GO): fungal-type vacuole membrane; plasma membrane
Molecular function (GO): transmembrane transporter activity
Source: RefSeq, a predicted model, not a curated record